AUGCCUUCAUCAGGCAUUUGUCGACAUCACUACGUUGUCGCCUUGGAUGAGGUGAUACUAGUUGAUACUCAAGUUCUCAAAGCGAAUCAAGAUAUCUUCUGUUUCUUCUGCCGCCACCUCCCUCGCCCCCUAGAACCCAUUUUUGGUGCCGGAACUCUCCCUGGACAUGUAAUUGGCGUUGGAAUCAUUGUCCUGGGGCGGCUGCGAGCGUCAUAUAUGCGGCAUAUAUACGAUUUCUACCAGCCAGAUUUCAAGUCACAGGCAGUACUCCUCAAGCUGCUAUUUACAGGCUUUGGAUGGGUGUUACCGGCGGUCCCGAGAGAAACAGGAUGCUCGCACGACAAGACGAACGGAGCGAUGAACGGGGACUCCUCGUCGACAGUCUCGGCAGUAGUUCCUCUGGACGACUUCGACUAUUUUGGCUUUCACGCUCCAAACUGUCAACUAGUCGUUAAGUCAUAUGUGCGCCUACUAUACAAUGACCAUGUCGCUGAUCCUGAGAAUAAGCUGUUCAGGUCUGACGCGGUGCCCUCCACUAUUCGUGAACAAAGCUACGAAGAACCUCGAAGCGAUCAGCGCCUGGAGAAGCUUUUCAUAGGGCUAUCAAAAGACCGAUUCACCGCAAGAGUCCGGCGUGCCCUCAAAACAUGCACACGGCGGGCGUGUAUUCCGGCGUGGCCAAGCUUUGGCAGUGACCUGGCCAGUACCCUCUUCAAUCUUCGGGUCACGCGUGAGGUCGGCGGCAUCGCAGCGAAGCUUGAUCUGCAUGCCCGUCUGACAGCCCGGGAGCCGGUUUCGGCGGAGUUCUAG
Molecule: messenger RNA, 810 nt
Organism: Penicillium canariense
Lineage: Eukaryota; Fungi; Ascomycota; Eurotiomycetes; Eurotiales; Aspergillaceae
Product: Hydroxymethylglutaryl-CoA synthase
Exons: 4
Coding region: 1-810 (269 amino acids)
Biological process (GO): acetyl-CoA metabolic process; ergosterol biosynthetic process
Molecular function (GO): hydroxymethylglutaryl-CoA synthase activity
Source: RefSeq, a predicted model, not a curated record